Molecule: messenger RNA, 2138 nt
Organism: Elaeis guineensis (African oil palm)
Lineage: Eukaryota; Viridiplantae; Streptophyta; Magnoliopsida; Arecales; Arecaceae
Source: RefSeq, a predicted model, not a curated record
UUUCUUUUUGGACGACCGUUGGAGAGGAAAAGGGGACAUUUUGGGAAUUCUCGCUUGAAAGGCACAGGGGACCAGCGGCGCUUACCUUCCCUUGGCGGCCGAGCAAGAGAAUAAGUGAGCUCAGAAUUACCACAGCUCUCCCACAUUCCUUGGCUUUGAGUUCUUCCGAAAGACGUGGUCAAAAGGAAAAGGGAGCAGGGAAAAAUGGCAUCCCUUACCCCAGGAGUACUAAUAAAGCUUCUCAAGAACAUAAAUUCUGAUGUAAAAGUCUGCGGAGAAUACCGGUCCAUUCUUCUACAAGUGAUCAGCAUUGUGCCCGCUAUAACUGGCUCAGAGUUGUGGCCAGACCAUGGAUUCUUCAUCAAAGUUUCUGAUUCUUCCCAUUCCACUUAUGUUUCUCUGUCAAAAGAUGACAAUGAGCUUAUCUUGACAAACAAAUUGCAACUUGGACAAUUUAUAUAUGUCGACAAAAUAGAGGCUGGGACCCCAGUUCCUGCUCUUGUAGGUGUGCGGCCGGUGCCUGGGAGAAACCCCUGCAUUGGGAAUCCUAAGGAUCUAAUGCAUAUGAUAGUACCUUCUGAUAUUCCACAAGCACAGGAUAAUGAAGCAAACACUUUCAAAUCAAGUGACUUAUCUGAGGGAGAGAAGGAAAGCCCAAAACGUAGAGUGGUUAUUAAGGAGGAGAAGGUUGUUGUUGCUUCUCGAUACAUGCAGGGUAUCUCAAGCACUAAUAUAAAGAGUGCUGGCUUGGAUUCUAAUGCUGCUGGCGAUAAAGUUAAUGGAAAUGCAAGUGAUGUUGAGCCACAGAAGAAGAUUGUUUCUUCUAAAAGCAAGCAAGAGCUAAAAUCUCAGGCAUGGCCUUCUACUACUACCUCUUGCAAUCAGAAUAACAUAAAAGUGAAGCAAGAGCCUUCUGAGGGAAGUCAAAAGGAGUCCCCAACACUCCGCAAUCAGAGCAUUGCUGUAAAAGUGAAGCAAGAAUAUAUGGAGGGCAAUCAGAAAGAGGCUUCAACACCGACAAAGAACUCAUCAACUAAAAAUACUUCCAUCGUAAAGCAGAGGACACCCUCCAACUUCCAUUCUUCGUUGAACAAUAGUAAAAGAAGACUUGUGGAUAGCAUACCUUGGGACUCUCUUCCUGCCAACCUAAUUAAACCUGGGAAGGGAAUUGUGAGAAGGAAAAAUAUAGCUUUUCUUGUAGCAGCCGAGGCUCAGAGAGAAGCAACUGCAGCUGCAGCUCUUGUCAAGGGCCUGAGCAUAUUUGCUGAUCUACGCAAGUCUGCUACCGAGGAUAAUCCCCAUGUCUCUCUUACAAAGUUCUUUUCACUUCACCGGCUCAUAGAUCAACCAAACGUCGCCAUUCAGAAAGAUUACUCCUUUCAGAUCCAUAAAGAAGCACCUUCAGAUAAAGCAAAGUUGAGCAGAAAAAAUUCACUACCUAACAGUAGAAAUGUUAUAAAUCCUCCAAAGUUUUCAGAGGAAUCUUAUGGAAAUGAAAAACUAGAGUGGGCAAGAGGGGAUGGUUUCAAAGAGAUACAAGAAGUCAGGGCUACUCUCAGGAAGGAAACACAAUCAUGGUUUUUGAAUUUCUUGGAAGGUGCCUUGGAUACUGGAUUCCAUGCAGAGUCCAGAGUAAAGAAGGGCACAAAAGACCGUGCUGCAGUCCACUCAAAGGAAUCAGAUGAGCGAAUUGCAGUCACACUGUCACAGUUAAAGGAUGCAAAUGAUUGGCUGGAGCAGCUCAGCAGUGAGGUGGGCACUGAAGCGGAGACUAUUGAUCGGUUGAAGCAAAAGAUCUAUGCUUGCUUGCUUGGCCAUGUGGAAUCAGCUGCAUCAGCUCUUGAAAGCCGAAGCAAUUGAUAAUUUGUUUGAAUCAUGCAGGCAAGAUGAUCGCUUUUAGCCAUUGAAACUACUAGCCUGCAAAUUCCACAAUGGACUGCUUUCAUAUUUGUACGUUGUACAUAUUCUUCGGUGAUCAUGCAGGCCUAAAAUGCUAUUGUCUGUAUAUUCCAAUAGAAGAGUGUAUCAGAAACUCUGUUUUCUCACUCAGAAAACUUAAGGCCUUUUUUGGGCUCCUCAGAAGGAAGAUGGUACUAUUUAUGUAUUUCAAUUAUUCUUGUAAAGUUAUUCUUUCUUCA